AUGACCACCAGCUCCUGCAAAUAUCAAAAUGCAUAUUCCAGUAUCCACAUUCCAAAGACGUACAGAUUUCUAGAGUCUUCUUUCAUGAAUAUACAGGGAAUGCCUUUGGUUCAGUUUAUUGUGAAAGAUAUGUUUAACAAAAUUACUCAUAGAACUCUUGGUGGUGCAAUUGCUGUUUCAUCCACUUUACGUUGGGAGACCGUUGAGGUGGAUUGUGUAGACACUGAGGGAAACUUGGCACAUGGAAAUGGUACAAUGCUACCUUCUGUUGAUGGCAGUCCUCUGGUCAAUGGAACUGGAAACCCACAGCUAAGAGCUGUAUUCUGGGUAGAUAACAAAAGAAAGUAUCAAUUGAAUGGCAAUGCAUUUGUGGUUCCUUUUCUGGAUUUGAGUAUGGUACACGUCAUUCCUCUCAGUGAAAGGGAUAGAGAAUGUCAUAGUUUAAACGUAUCAGCUUGUAUUUCGUGUGUUCGCCUUGGCGGAGGUAUGAACUAUGCUGAAGCCCUGCUCCAUCGAUUCGGAAUACUUGGCCCUGAUGGUGGUCCGGGAGAGGGUCUGUCUAAAGGAUUAAAGCAUUUAUCAGCAGGGCCAUUGUCAAAACUUUUCAAAGCAUCAGCUCUUACUGUUGAAAAUCUGAAAGAAGGUGAAAGUUCAGGAGAUGGGAGAGAUGGUCUUAUGCAAUUGGGAUUGCCAGAUGAUGUUGAUGUGUCUGUGGAAUUUAGAGACUGGUUAUUUGCUCUCGAAGGUGCACAGGAGAUGGCAGAAAGGUGGUGCUUUUACAGCCAUGAAGUUAUGAGCAGAGAAGAGAGGUGUUGGCACACAACUUUCCGGAGUUUGAGUGUAAAAGCAAGAAGUAGCCCAAAGGAAAUUCUGAAUGGCAAAGAAGAUUCACUGAGUACCCAUAAGUAUCCUGUGGAAUUGGUUAUAGUUAGUGUAGAAGGCUUGCAGACUCUGAAGCCUCAGGUCCAAAAGGGUUUACCUGAACAUGUCUUACCUGCAAAUGGGAUCAAAGAAAGUGCCAAGACAUGUGGAGGUAUAAAUGUUGAAGCUCGUUUGAUUAUAUUGGAGGACAGUGCUGAGAAUGAAAUGGUCAGCUGGAUGGUGGAGAACUUGAAAUUUUCUGUUAAGGAACCGAUUGAAGCCGUUGUAACAAAGGAUGAGCUUCAACACCUUGCUUUGCUGUGCAAGUCUGAAGUUGAUUCAAUGGGUCGGAUCACUGCUGGAGUCCUGCGGCUACUCAAGCUGGAAAAGUCAAUUGGCCAGGCUGCCAUAAAUCAACUCAGCAAUCUUGGGAGUGAGGGAUUGGAACAAAUUUUCUCCCCGAAGCACAGCAGGGGUAAUACUGGUCGUAGUACCCCAGCAUUUUUUACUAAUGAAAGCCCUAUUGCAACGCUGGAAUCAACAUUGGCUUCACUUGAGAAGGCAGUUUUGGAUUCCCAGGCCAAGUGUGCAGCACUCAUUACCAACGUAGAUAGUUCAGAAUCUUCCAUUGACCAUCUUAGCAAUAUUAAGCAACUCAGUGAGAAACUUGAAAGCAUGCAGAGUUUGUUGGCACGAUUGUGGACUCAGAAGGUGCUACGAGAGAAAGACUGUUUAAUUAAUCCUGUUAUCAUUCGUACAACAAGAGGGGUCGAAAUGGUAGACUUUCGGCCCAAAUAUUUGAUGAGAAAUGGGACACUGGAGCACAUGAUGAUCACAACAGUGGCCGUCCAUUGGCUCUCUGGAUCUAUAACCAAGAACAAUCCAAGUCUGAAAGCAACCAAUGUUCCUCCACGUACUAUAUACAGCAAAUUCUUGCUGUAUAUUAUAGCUGAGCACAAGAAGGCAGGGUCACCAGCCAUAGCCAGAACUAAGAAGGUUCGUGGCUGUUAG
Molecule: messenger RNA, 1872 nt
Organism: Mangifera indica (mango)
Lineage: Eukaryota; Viridiplantae; Streptophyta; Magnoliopsida; Sapindales; Anacardiaceae
Exons: 6
Coding region: 1-1872 (623 amino acids)
Source: RefSeq, a predicted model, not a curated record